AUGUAUCCACAACAAUAUCCAUCAGCACCGUCUGCUCCACCUCCAUAUCAAACUGAUAUGCAAUCAAAUCAACAGCAAUAUCAUGAGACUAUGCCAAAUCAUCAUAUGAGUAGUGAGAAUCGUUUAGCAGAGUUUCAACAACUUGUUGCUCGAUAUGAAAUUAAUCAUACAUUUGCUACAAAAUUACGUGCACUUGAAGGAUAUGAAAUUGUUUUUAUCUGUGAUGAUUCAGGUUCGAUGAAUACUCCACUCGGUAAUUUAUCUGGUCCUUUUGAUAAAAUGCCAUCGAGAUGGGAUGAAUUAAAGCAAACAGUAUCAAUUGUUGUUGAUAUAGCUAGUGUUCUCGAUCCAGAUGGCGUUGAUAUUUAUUUUCUUAAUCGUGAACCUUUAUUUCAUGUUCGCAAUUCUUCGCAAUUAAUUUCUGUAUUUGCUGUUCCACCAGCUGGUCCAACUCCGAUUGUUUCAGUUCUUCGACGUGUACUUCGUGAUAAACAACAUGAAAUUGAAGAACGUAAAUUAUUGAUACUUUUAGCAACUGAUGGUGUACCAACUGAUAAUCAAGGACAUCGAGAUAUUCGUUCAUUUGAAUAUGUUCUUAAACAUGAACGUAAACCUGUUAAUCGUAUACCAGUAACCAUUAUAGCUUGUACUGAUGACAAUGAUUGUAUUGGAUAUUUAAAUGAUUGGGAUAAAAAGAUUCCUAAUCUAGAUGUUGUUGAUGAUUAUCGAAAUGAAAAACGAGAAAUUCAAGGACGACAAGGAAAACAAUUUCCAUUUAGUUUUGGUGAUUAUGUUGUUAAAAUUCUAAUGGGUGGUGUGGACAGUUGGUUUGAUGAUUUAGAUGAAAAAAAAGUAACAACCGAUGGUUAUGGACGAACAACAGAAGGCAAUGGUAAUAAAAGAAAGAAACAACGUUGUAUUAUUUUAUAA
Adineta steineri is the source of this 930-nucleotide messenger RNA. NCBI's taxonomy places the organism in Eukaryota, Metazoa, Rotifera, Eurotatoria, Adinetida, Adinetidae. The record is from the annotation of a GenBank genome assembly.